AUGAUCACCCUACUGGCCCCGGGCUACGAGCUCCAGCCCGUCACCGAGGACGACAUCGCCCUGGCCAGCCUGGCCUGGGGCUUCACUCUCGGCUUUGGCUUCCUCACCGUCUGGACUGCCAUCAAGCAGACCCGCCAUGUCUCCAAGAAGCACGGUGCCAGCAGGCUCAACACGCCCUACAUCUGGAUGAUCUGGGGCGAGAUUGCCGUGUGCCUUUCCUUCAGCAUCAUCUGCUGGCUGCAUCUGCGCGGCGACAUCCCCCCCAGCUUUGCCUUCUACUUCUGCAUCCUCACCACCUGGGCGCUGCAGGUCCAGUUCCUGCUGCAGAUUAUCAUCAACAGAGUAUCCGUGCUUCUUGUCAACCGGAAGAAAGGCCUCCACAUCAAGAUCGGUGUUGCCAUUCUCAUUACUGCCAUCAACAUUUCCGUCUACUGCAUCUGGAUCCCUGCCCGCCUCCAGGUCUCCGAAGCUUACAUCCACCUCAACGACAUCUGGGACCGCUGCGAGAAGGUCAUCUAUCUGAUCGUCGAUGCUUCGCUCAACUGGUAUUUCAUCUACAUCGUGCAGAAGAACCUGGUGCGCCAGGGCUUGAAGAAAUACGAAUCUUUGGUCAAGUUCAACAUCUACAUUAUCGGCUUCUCGCUCAGCAUGGAUAUCCUCAUCAUCAGCAUGAUGUCAUUGAAGAACUCGUUCGUCUACAUGCAAUUCCACCCUCUCGCAUACAUCGUCAAGCUCAAGAUUGAGAUGUCCAUGGCCGACUUGAUCGCCACCGUCUCCAGCUCAUCCUCCAACACCGGAGGCUUCGACACCAACCGCCGCUUCAGUAACCGGACUCGCUCGGGUUCUGCUUCCAAGCAAGCCGCAAUCCAGGCUGCCUUCGCCGGCCGCACCGGCUCAGUCACCAGCUCCGACGCCGAGGCAAUGGACAAGAAGCACCACGACUGCGGUGACGACGAAGUCGAACUUAAGAAUAUCAUGCGGAGCGGCGGCGUGGGCAUGCCCACCCCGAAGAACUUGCACAGCACAACCGGCAUCGACCACUCCUAUCAGCAGAGAGAGGGUCCUUUGAUCGUGCACCAACAGCAAGAGAUUUCGGUAGAGGUUGAGAGCGUGUCGUGCAGCGUGUCAGGUGCCCCGAGCCUGGGCGGCGAUGACAGCGAUACCCGACCCCUGCGUACCAUGAGCGCGAACAUGCCCGGAGUGAAGCCGAAGAGCGGCUUCGGUAUGCACACUAAGGUGUGGGGUGGCGGGAACCGCGAGGAAUGA
Molecule: messenger RNA, 1266 nt
Organism: Lasiodiplodia theobromae
Lineage: Eukaryota; Fungi; Ascomycota; Dothideomycetes; Botryosphaeriales; Botryosphaeriaceae
Exons: 3
Coding region: 1-1266 (421 amino acids)
Source: RefSeq, a predicted model, not a curated record